AUGGAAACACCUAAAGGCUCUUGGUCUCUGAAGUUGGAGGUGCCACAGCUGCAGAGAGGUGGUCAAAAUGCGAAUCAUUUUGUGAAAACCUGUGUCCCCAGGCUGCAGAGGCAGGUGAAAAAAACUAAGGACAUCUUUGGGAAGAAUUCUGCAAAUGUGAGUUUGAGACGUCAUAUCCCCAUAGAAGACGCAGAGCAGGAGGAAGAAGAGGAGGAAAUGGCAGCUUCUCAGGGACAGCUGACAUUCGAGGAUGUGGCCAAAGACUUCACCCAAGAGGAGUGGGAGUGCCUGGACCUCCGUCAGCAGGAAUUGUACAGGGACGUGAUCUUAGAGAACUACGGGAACCUGGCCUCCUUGGAUGUGAGUUUGAGACAUCAUAUCCCCACAGAAGACGCAGAGCAGGAGGAAGAAGAGGAGGAAAUGGCAGCUUCUCAGGGAUGGCUGACAUUCCAGGAUGUGGCCAUAGACUUCACUGAAGAGGAGUGGGAAUGCCUGGACCUCAGUCAGCGAGAAUUGUACAGGGACGUGAUGUUAGAGAACUACAGCCACCUGGCCUGCUUGCGUCUUCCACUAAAUGAGAGUACACACACUGGAGAGAAGACUUACAAUUGUGAAUAUGGUGAUGUCUCUAAUCAGUCUUCAAAUCUCACUCAACAGCAGAGUAUUCAGAAUCCGCAGAAAAGUUACAAGUGUAAGCAAUGUGAGAAAGCCUUUACUAACUCAUCCAGUCUAAGUAGACACAGGAAAAUUCAUUCAGGAUGGAAACCUUUCAAAUGUUCAGAGUGUGGCAACACCUCUAAUCAGAAUUCAGAGCUUAGUCAGGAUCAGCAAAUCCACACUGGCAAGAAACCUUAUGAAUGUAAAGAAUGUGAAAAAGCAUUUAGGUCUUCCUCAAACAUUAGUCGACAUCAGCAAAUUCACACUGGGGAGAAGCAUUAUAAAUGUACAAAUUGUGGCAAAGCCUUUAAUCAGAAGUCACAUCUUACUGAACACCAGAGAAUUCAUACUGGAGAGAAGCCUUAUAAAUGUAAAGAAUGCGGGAAAGCCUUUAGUCACAACUCAACUCUUACUCAACACCAGCGAAUUCAUACUGGAGAGAAGCCUUAUAUAUGUCAGGAUUGUGGCAAAGAAUUUCACCAGUGUGCAGGUCUUACUUACCAUCAGAGAAUUCAUACUGGAGAGAAGCCUUAUAAAUGUAAAGAUUGUGGCAAAGAAUUUAAGAAAUGCUCAGAUCUUACUUACCAUCAAAGAAUUCAUACUGGAGAAAAGCCUUAUAAAUGUACAGAAUGUGGGAAAUCUUUUAGUCAGAACUCAAUUCUCACUCAACACCAGCGAAUUCAUACUGGGGAGAGGCCUUAUAAAUGUCAGGAUUGUGGCAAAGACUUUAGUAAGCACUCAGGUCUUACUCAACACCAGACAAUUCAUACUGGAGAGAAGCCUUAUAAAUGUAAAGAAUGCGGAAAAGCCUUCAGUCACUACUCAACUCUUACUCAACACCAGAGAAUUCAUACUGGGGAGAGGCCUUAUAAAUGUAAGCAUUGUGGCAAAGCCUUUAGCAAGCACUCAGCUCUUACUUACCAUCAGAGAAUUCAUACUGGAGAGAAACCUUAUAAAUGUAAGGAUUGUGGGAAAGCAUUUAGAGUGCACUCAUGUCUUACUAAACAUCAAUUAAUCCAUACUGGAGAGAAGCCUUAUAAAUGUAAGGAUUGUGGCAAAGCUUUUAGACAGCACUCAUGUCUUACUAAACAUCAAGUAAUCCAUACUGGAGAGAAAUCUUAUAAAUGUAAAGAAUGCGGAAAAGCCUUCAGUCACCACUCAAGUCUUAUUCGACACCAGCGAAUUCAUACUGGAGAGAAA
Budorcas taxicolor (takin) is the source of this 1857-nucleotide messenger RNA. Its product is annotated as zinc finger protein 883-like. The annotation marks the transcript as partial. The transcript has 7 exons. Gene Ontology annotation, molecular function: DNA-binding transcription repressor activity, RNA polymerase II-specific. Lineage: Eukaryota; Metazoa; Chordata; Mammalia; Artiodactyla; Bovidae. Gene Ontology annotation, biological process: negative regulation of transcription by RNA polymerase II. The record is from RefSeq and is a predicted model, not a curated record.